AUGAGCGCACGUCGCAGUCGACUCCGCCGCGUUCGGUGGCUGCCGCACCAGCGCAUCGUGGUGCUCAAAGAGGUCGAUUUGUGGGCCGAGGACUGCGUAACAGAGGAUGUGGACGUCGUUGCGGAGAGGCUUUGGCGGAUGCGCGUAGAUGCGAGCCGCAACGGCAGAGCACAGUACUUGGCCGAGUACCUGGCCCUCCAUGUCGACUCCUCGCGCCACUAUCAGUGGCUCCUCAAAAGCUACGGCCCUUCGCUUCGGGACGUGUUGCUCACUCCCUCCCUGACUUCCUUCACAGAGGAGCGCUGCAAAGGCGUGCUGCGCUGUGUCCUCCUGGCGCUCGAUCAGCUGCACCGAGUGUCCAUGUACGUGCACGCCGACGUUAGCCUCGGCAAUGUCUUGACUUCACCGACGAGCUGUGACGACGUUGUGUUGGGGGACUUGGAGAGCGUGAGCCCGAUCGGUGCGGUGCCUAGUGCGUGUCUUGGGUCAUACCUCUUCAUGGCGCCGGAGAGACUGGUGGACGGCGCACUGCCCCUCGCCCCGCACGACGACAUUUGGGCGUUCGGCGUCGUUUGCUACAACCUGCUAACCUGGGAAGUGACGCAUCCAUGGUGCGUUCUAGGGACGAAGUCCGAUCACUCAGAGAACUACUGGGCCUUCUUGGACCUCAUGUCGAAGGCGAAGGACGUGCCGCCGUGCCAGCUUCUGUUGCAGUCGCCCCUGUCACGGUGCUCCAAAGAGGCGCUGGCGUUUGUUGCGUUAUGUUUGAGUUGGGACCCGGCAUGUCGCCCUUCUGCUGCGGAGCUGCUACAGCACAGCUGGCUGCUUUCCCCAUGA
Leishmania mexicana MHOM/GT/2001/U1103 is the source of this 837-nucleotide messenger RNA. RefSeq names its product putative protein kinase. The transcript has a single exon. NCBI's taxonomy places the organism in Eukaryota, Euglenozoa, Kinetoplastea, Trypanosomatida, Trypanosomatidae. Bases 1 to 837 code for a protein of 278 amino acids. Gene Ontology annotation, molecular function: ATP binding; protein kinase activity. The record is from RefSeq and is a predicted model, not a curated record. Gene Ontology annotation, biological process: protein phosphorylation.